ACAAAGUACCGGUGUGAUCAGAUCCCCGGGCCGCCAUGGGCAGCGAGGAUCGGGAUGUCAGCGAGGAAGAUCCGGAGGUACUGGAGCUGGAAGGACUGGGCCGGGCCCCCCCUCUGCAGAGGAAUGGAUGCGUCCAAAACUCCACAUGGGAUGCGGACGGGCAGAGCGGCGCACUCAGCGCAGAGGGGGGGACGGGGGAUCCAGGUGAUAUUACCCUGGUCACCUCUGACUGUCCCCGAGCUGUGGUCACUCCGGGGGAGAAGAGCCGCUGUCCGCCCAUGUUCUGUGUCCGGUUCAUGGUGACCAAGGAGAGCGGGAAGAAGAAAUGCAUUUGCCCUGGGCUUGGAAUCUUCUACACCAUCCUGUCCACCUUAUUUUUCUCAUCAGGCGCUUUGCUGGUGAAGAAGAUUGAAGACAUGCACUCUGUGCAGAUCAGUGCUUUCCGCUGCGUUUUCCAGAUGUUAUUUGUGCUUCCCGGCCUCAUUUAUUACAAGACCGGUUUUCUAGGUCCCAAGGAUCAAAGGAUUUUCCUUUUCCUGCGCGGAUUCCUUGGCUCCGGUGCGAUGAUUCUCUUGUACUAUGCUGUCCAGUCCAUGCCACUGGCGGAUGCCACAGUCAUCACUUUCAGCAGUCCCGCCUUCACCUGCAUAUUUGCCUGCAUAUGUCUGAAGGAGAAAUGCACUGUGUGGGAUAUCGUCUUUAUCACCUUCACUAUAACUGGCGUCAUCCUUAUAGCUCGUCCACCAUUUCUGUUUGGGUCAUACGCCAAUGACCUUGAGGAAGAUUACUCUGGGCACGUUAAAGGGACUAUUGCUGCGCUAACAAGUGCAAUCUGUGCCUCAAUAACCCUGGUGGUGUUAAGAAAAAUGGGCAAGUCUGUGCAUUACUUGCUCUCCAUUUGGUAUUAUGCUGUGAUCGGUCUCAUUGAGUGCAUCAUUGCCCUGUCAGUACUUGGUGAAUGGAGUUUGCCUUAUUGUGGAACAGACAGGUGGUUUCUGAUACUUAUCGGAAUUCUAGGUUUGGGAGGCCAAGCGUUUCUUGUAAAAGCUUUACAGAUCGAGAAAGCUGGAUUAGUAGCCAUCAUGAGGACAAUGGAUGUGGUCUUCGCUUUUAUUUUCCAGGCAUUGUUCCUCCAUCACACUCCAACGUGGUGGACAAUUGGAGGGGCCCUGUGCAUUGUGGCCAGUACAGCUGGUGCCGCCGUUCUCAAAUGGUACACAAGCGCAAAAAAGGCCAAAGAAAGCGAGUUAUAGGCUGGAAAUGGGACAAAUGCCAUUUAGACCUUGUUUACUUCUAAAAGGUUAAAGGUUGAAUCCACUGAACCAUGAGGAAUAGCUCUGCAUUCUUUACAGAAAUGGAGGAUUAUGGGAAAAAAUGGCACUGGCGCUGCUGCUUUUCUUUGAUCGUCCUAUUGUUCCUGAUUAUGGUCCAUUAAUUCAAGACCAGCUAAUCAUUAAAGUGACACUAAGGCUACUUUCACAU
Molecule: messenger RNA, 1482 nt
Organism: Rana temporaria (common frog)
Lineage: Eukaryota; Metazoa; Chordata; Amphibia; Anura; Ranidae
Gene: SLC35G1
Product: solute carrier family 35 member G1
Exons: 3
Coding region: 36-1253 (405 amino acids)
Biological process (GO): calcium ion export across plasma membrane; regulation of cytosolic calcium ion concentration
Cellular component (GO): endoplasmic reticulum membrane; plasma membrane
Source: RefSeq, a predicted model, not a curated record